Molecule: messenger RNA, 759 nt
Organism: Salvia miltiorrhiza (redroot sage)
Lineage: Eukaryota; Viridiplantae; Streptophyta; Magnoliopsida; Lamiales; Lamiaceae
Exons: 2
Coding region: 106-564 (152 amino acids)
Source: RefSeq, a predicted model, not a curated record
UUUGAGAUCUCAGAUUUCCACUUCUAGUUUUGAGCAACAAAAAAGGUAAUUUUAUUGGCUAUAUAUUUGAGCCUCAUUUGGGCAGAACUCAUUUCUCCCAAAAAAAUGAAACCAAAUGCCAUAUCCCAAAGUGAUGUUCAUUAUUACCCGCCAUGGUCGUGCCCAACUGAGCUUCUUGUAUUACUAAAGCUGGAUCGUGCAAGAAUAGAUGGGAAAUGGAACCCCGACGAUCAUGAAGGCAAUAUCGCUGUCAUUGACAGUGUUUGCGAUGAGUUAACCGGUCAUCCUUACUUAUUGCAAAUUCCAAAGCACAAGUAUCAUGAGAAAGUUAUGGAGUGGUGGUUCCGAUAUGUUCGAUUCAAUGCAUUGUUGAAGGAUGAUCGAACUUGGUAUUGUGAAGAGAGUAAGCGAGUGUUUUGCACAGAUAUAUCAUGGAGUCAAAUUGAAAUCGAAAAUCCAAGCGCGUUAUGUUACAUGGAAGAGGGAGAGGCAAACUGGGAUAUCUUAAAACGCCUGUUCUACGAGCCAAGAGUGUAUUCUUGUUCAGACGAAGAUGAUUGGUGAAAUUGGCAUCUGCCUUUAUUAAGUUUUUAUUAGCAUGUGUGUUUAGCUCUCAUGGGGAGAAUGAUGAACCUUUUUUUAGUAUUAAGAUUAUCUUAACUUGGAUGUUUAGUUAUGCUAUUAAGUACGAAGCAACCAUUAUAAUAGGUUGGACGCUUAAACAUGUAUUUGAAUUCUGUUAUUAUAUAUUAACGUGUA